AUCCAUGUGUAGGGGGCUACAAGCAAAUACACAGCUGACUGUAAGGGAAGGGCUGAGAUGUUGUCCUAGAAGGACCUGCGCUACUGCGUGCGUUUGCAUUCUGAUGCCCUAUACCCAGAAAGAAUGAAGAAAUCUAUUUUUCCCUCUUUUUCCAUCUUUUCUCCUUCCUUUCUAAGAUCCGCUCUCCGUCCUCCUUUAAUUUCCUGACACUUUUACGUGUAACCUCCUCUUCCUCCUCGUCCUCACUAUCCCUGCAGCUGGAAGUGUUUCCUUUCUGUGCCGCAGAAGAAGGGGGGGAGGGAGGAAGUCACAGGCAGGAGAGGGAGACGCAUACUUGUGUGGGAUGCAGUGAAACUCCGCGGUGCAACAUCUGGGAUCCUUCCAUCCCUCCGCUCUUCCUCUGCCUUCGGCGUCCACUGUUUUUGGGUCUUCUGUUCCCCAUUCCCUUGCACUUUCACCUCCCCCAACCCUUCUGCUCGGACUCAUUGUCCCUUCUGGAUGUCCCCUCCCUGAGACAGCCUGGAGGAGAGCGUGUCAGCUGGUGGGAUGUGGAGAUCGGGGCAGGCCGCUCUGGUAGAUGGGGGUCCCCAGCUCCACUGCUCCCCUUCAUCUGAGGACUGGACGACUCCUCCAAGGCCGGAAUCUCCCAGACCCAUCACGGAACGGCCAAAAGAUCCCCCGACCUAUGACCUGUCUCGCCUGCGCAGCUCCUCUGUGGAAAUCAGAGAGAAGGGCUCGGAAAUUCUCCGAGAUGAGCUUUUGAAAGCCCAGAAGGAGCUAAAGCUGAGAGAUGAGGAAUGUGAGAGACUGUCCAAGGUCCGGGAGCAGCUGGAGCAGGAGCUGGAGGAGCUGACAGCCAGUCUAUUUGAGGAGGCUCACAAAAUGGUGCGCAACGCUAACCUCAAACAGGCUGCGUCAGAGAAACAGCUACGGGAAGCUCAUGGGAAGAUCGACAUGCUGCAGGCUGAAGUCACGGCUUUGAAGACUCUUGUCAUCACCUCCACUCCAUCUUCUCCAAACCGUGAUCUGCACCCCCAGCUCCAAAGCCCCUCGAAGAAUGCACUACGCAAAGGCCAUGCUCGGAACAAGAGUACCGGUUGUGCGGCUGUCAUGCCAAUCUCCCCUCCUCCCCAACUAAUCAGCACAGAGGCCAAAGAGGUGGACACCAUUCUGUAUUCAGAGUUUAUGGAGUGGAAGGAAAAUCCGACACUUGACAAAUCCUGUCCCUUUCUGUCUCGUAUCUACCAAGAGGAUAUUAAGCCAUGCUUGGACUUUGCAAAAAAAGAGUUGUCAGAGCAGGUUUGCAUUGCUGUAGAAGAUAACACUUUGUCGGUAGAACCGGUGACGCAGCCAACUCUACCCGUUGUGAAAGCAUCGGCUGUAGAACGUGGAGGACCCAGUGGGAGUCGGGUGGAGGUUUUAAUGAAAUGUGCACUCAGUGGUUUGUCGCGUUCAUGUCGCCACCGCAUUAAAAUGGGAGACUCUGGGAAUUAUUACUUCAUCUCACCAUCCUGCCGGUACAGGAUAACAGCAGUCUGCAAUUUCUUCACUUACAUCCGUUACAUACAGCAAGGUUUGGUACGCCAGGACACGGAGCUGAUAUUCUGGGAAAUCAUGAGACUCCGACGUGAAAUGUCAUCUGCCAAACUUGGGUUCUAUCCCAACGAGUCCUAAAAGUGUCAGAAGAACUUGGGCCACCGGAACAAGACUUAAAGUAAAUCACCAAACUGCUGCUGCGGGUCAAGUAAAACGGAGGGGCACAAAUAUGUGCUCAACACAACUGGAUCUGUGUGGAGUGUGUGUUAUCCCCUCCUAUAUGGUACAGAAUGCACAUAUAAUUACAGACACUUUACAGGAUAGUUCAAAUGAUGGCGUGCGCUAGCCCACCUAAUUACAUAUUUACUUCUUGGAAUUUGCACAAGACAGAUCAAAGUCUAACUUCCGGUUGGUUGCUUUGGGUUAAUCUACAUUUAGACUUUAGCUUCCCUGUUAGUAAAUGCCAUAUCACAUAGUGCUUUGCUAUAAGCCAGGGCUGUUGAUGAUAAAACGAUGUUCUAGCACCUGCUUUGUCACAGAACCUUGUGUCACCGAGGUGCAAUGCUGCUUCCUACGUCUUCAAGAAAACAGCAUCGUGGUCCAAUGCAGGUCUAUAUCUCCCCAAUCUCCACCACUUAGUGAACUUUGUCUGAUGUGUUCCUUCAAGGAUCAUCAUGAUAAUUUUGUGAAUAUCCUUUAAAGAAGCGUUCUGGGAAUUUUUUUAUAUCAUUGCCCCCAUUUGUAAACUACAUGAUCUUACCGGCUGCUUUAUUGCAGAAUUAUCAGCUCAGUUCUGGUCCACUGUCACAACACAUGACUCGCAGUCUGACUACCCAAGUCCUAUUCUGGGGUGUAGACCAGAAAUCAGUCUCUCCAUGAAAUCCCAUGAGCUCCUCAAUGUGAGUCUCAUAGGUUUGCAUAGACAGACUUCAGGUCCACACAGCAGAUGCUGUAGUACUCUGGUAGUCAGAUUGCAGGUCAAGAAAUACGAUGAUAUUUCUGUAAAAAGCAGAUGAUUGACUGUAUUAUCAUACCCCU
Molecule: messenger RNA, 2574 nt
Organism: Bufo bufo (common toad)
Lineage: Eukaryota; Metazoa; Chordata; Amphibia; Anura; Bufonidae
Gene: RAB3IL1
Product: RAB3A interacting protein like 1
Exons: 11
Coding region: 547-1674 (375 amino acids)
Biological process (GO): exocytosis
Cellular component (GO): Golgi to plasma membrane transport vesicle
Molecular function (GO): guanyl-nucleotide exchange factor activity
Source: RefSeq, a predicted model, not a curated record